Molecule: messenger RNA, 396 nt
Organism: Purpureocillium takamizusanense
Lineage: Eukaryota; Fungi; Ascomycota; Sordariomycetes; Hypocreales; Ophiocordycipitaceae
Exons: 1
Coding region: 1-396 (131 amino acids)
Source: RefSeq, a predicted model, not a curated record
AUGGCGACGGAGGGCCAAGUCUGCCUUGCGGACGCGCCGCCACGGAUAGUCAUGGAUGAUAUACAUGAUGCAUCGCUACGCGGCGCGGCGCGGCGCAACCAGUUGUCGACUGUGCUGAGCCCGCCGAUCCCGCGACUAUGGGUGCGCCAUCGUUGUGGCUUGGAUCGGGCUGGAUCUGGAUCCCGGGCAUGUUCCGGGUCCCCGUCUGCCGAGCCGGACUCGCGCAUCCUGCUGCUCCGCCUCGUCAGGCUGCCUCGUCCUUGUUCCCCGGUCCGCCGACGCCGCCUUUGCGUCCCGCGCGGGACGUUGCUGCUUCGGCCGUUUGGUUCGGAUCUGUGGAAGCCCUUCUUCCCCCCACCUCCCCCAACGUUCAGGUUCUUCACAUGGCUUAGGUAG